AUGAUAUUAUCAUAUAUUCCUCCGGAAAUUGUUGAUGGUAACAUUGUGGUUAAAGCAGAUAAAGAAGAAAUUGAAGAACAGAACAAAAAAUGGGAAUGUGCCUUAAUUAUCUAUGUGAUUGGGGAUAUGUCUAGAUAUAAAUUCAUGGAGAAAUAUAUAGCUCAAGCUUGGAGUAAAGUUAAUAUACCAGAUCUGUUUCUUCAUGAUGAAGGUUAUUACAUAGCAAAAUUUGAUACCAUAGGAGACUUGAAAGAUAUUCUAUAUGGUGGACCUUAUACUAUUAAUGGUAGACUUAUGGUCCUGAAGCAAUGGACACCUGAAUUUGACAUUAAGGCUGAAGUUUUGAUGGAGAUCCCUUUGUGGGUCACUAUCCCUAAUUUGCCUAUGAGCUACUGGGGAAACAAGACUUUAAGUAAGCUGGCAAGUGCUAUUGGGAAGCCUCUCUUUGCAGAUGAAUGUAUAACAAAACAGAUUAGAAUUUCCUAUGCCAGGAUUCUAGUGGAAGCUAAUGUGACAAAAAAGCUUCCAACAGAGGUGACUUUGCAAGAAACAUCAGGGAAACAGAUCCAGUUGCAGGUGGAGUAUGAAUGGAAACAAAAGUAUUGUAUAAAUUGCAUGAAGAUAGGGUAUGACUGUACCGUGGAGAAGAAAGUCAGAAAAGAAGAACAAUACAGAGGAAAUCAGAAACAGGGGAAAGUUAUCACAAAAUGGCAAGUCAAAGGCCAAGGACAACAACAACAAACUGAUCUAAAGGGAGAACCAAGUAAGGCAAUAAGGCAGGAAAAUGAUAAUGAAGAUGUUGGGAAUAAUGGCAAGCUUCAGAUAGUAAGGGAUAAAGGGAAAGCCAAAGAGUUGCAAGAUGUAUACCAAAGAGAGGAGUGGCCAACUUUGCCUAGUAACAGUAGAAUGACAUUGGGAAGGACAACAAUAACUACAGCAAAUGCCUUUCAAAUUCUACAGCAGGAGAGGAAAUGGAGGAGACUAGGCCACCUGACCUGGGAGGUGGAAUCAUUAUUCAUCAAUGACUUGGUUAAUCUGGAAUAUUAG
Messenger RNA from Nicotiana tabacum (common tobacco), 1047 nucleotides. Lineage: Eukaryota; Viridiplantae; Streptophyta; Magnoliopsida; Solanales; Solanaceae. The record is from RefSeq and is a predicted model, not a curated record.